AGGCGCUCUUUACCUGAUUCCUCACUACUUGACCAAGGUCGACAGUACUAUACUCUACUAGACUUUACCAUCACUUGCACUAUGAGAUCCAUGGAAGGUGUCUCCGGUCUGAGAUGGCUAUCUAAAACACUAGCAGUACUUGUGUGCUUGAUAAAAAUCAUCUCUGCUGGAAAAGAAUGUGAUUUCGGGCUGAAAGUGUUGUGGUCGGCAAAAUUGAGAGACUCCCCCCUGACUGCUACACCCCUUUUGUUUGAUGUUGAUGGAGACGGCUACAAUGACAUCGUGGUGCCCUCGUUCAGUGGAGAGGUGUGGUCUGUUCAUGGGGAGAGCGGCCAUAUUAUCGACAACUGGCCAUUUUAUCUCGAGGACAGAGCCUUCCACGCCAGUCCAUUGGUGUAUGAUCUAAAUGGUGACGGAGUGUUGGAAUUCAUCCUAACCACAACUGAUGGGGAAAUCGUGUUCCUACAGUCAGACAACACUCUACUGCACGGGGAGACCAUCAAGCUGCCCCCACUGCGAGUGGAGCGUAACUGGUACCAGGAGAAGGCCGAAUACAUACAAAAACUAGCCGAACAGAUGUCUCAACAGUUGGGCGACAGCUUCUCAAUCAAACCACCAAUGAAAAGAUCGACUAAAACAGACACACAGAGAAACUUUUCUAAGCCAUAUUCUGAGUUUGAAUCAAAAUAUGGCCGGUUUGCCGACCCCCUCUACUCAGCCAACCAACCAGAGCACCCUCCCUCAGGGGUAGAUCCUGCUGACAAUGGUUAUGUAUUUGUCGAUGCUCAUGUUUUGACCACACCCGCUUUGGCAGACGUGGACGGAGAUGGAGAGAGGAAUGAACUUGUGGUUCCCGUAAGCUUCUACUACGAUCCUAUAGAGUAUGGACAAUCAAAAAUUGGCGGAAAAAUUCUUAACGGACUAGAGAAAGAUGAAUUGAUGAACUAUGUUGCUGGAGGGAUUGUUGUUUUCGAUUUGAAACGAAAGGUUGUGAGUCAGAAAAUUCUCAAGAUCACUCGAACUAACAGCGACCAACCAGGCUAUCUCUUAGCCACUCCUACUGUUGUAAAACUAUCGCAGGAGAUGGUGAUAAUCGUUGGCUCUGCUACUGGGGAAUUGCACAUGCUCAGAGCGAAUGACCUCUCAUCUGUCGAGGGAUUUCCCCUGAUGCUAGACUCUGUUUCAUCUCAAGUUGCCGUGGGCGACCUCUCGGGUACAGGAGCUAUGAAUAUCAUUGUCGGAGAUCACAGCGGCAAUGUGUAUUGUAUUGACGAAGCUGGAAAAAGAAUAUGGGAACAAGAAACUAACGUGGAAAUAAUUUCGAGCAUUCGAUUUGGUGAUUUGGAAAAAGACGGAAAACUGGAAGUAAUUGUGACCACCCAGUCGGGUGAUUUGUGGAUACUAAAUGGACAAGAUGGUACUCCCUACCCACCAAACUACCCAAUGCAUCUCAAAAUACCUACCCAAUCGGCUCCUCUUCUACUACACCUUAGCAGCACUUCAAAGAACGGCGGUGGUCGUCGCUCAAACGGUUUAGCAGUUGUACUGGCCACUUCAGAGGCUAUCUACAUCAUCGACACACUCACUAUGUGUAUGGACAAGUUUGAAUCGGAACAUAUGUUUAUGGAGAUUCUAGCUGACGAUGUCGACCCCUACAGUCCUGGCAUGGAGUUAUUGGCUAUUAGUUUGGAUGGCUACUUAGUCUGCUUCUCGACUGCUAGCUCUGGAAUGAAUGAACAAGACAUGGCGUUGGAAUCAUGGGCAGGAGAUGCGAUUGGCCAGAAUGGAUUCACUCACAAGAGCGACUCUUUUGCACUUGUUUUGCCACACGCGAAUAAUACGGUUAGAGACAUUUCAGGGAAGUCCUUCAGUUUGAAUUUUCAGGUCUACCAGCAUCGAAGCAGGAGUCAGGACUACACUAUUCAUGUUGGUAUUGGAAGGAAGUUGACCUUACAUAAAAGCAUUGUAACAGCUCGACAGAAGAUCACGGACAUCAGCCUCACGAUACCCACACCCCCUAGCCCUUUGAAAUGUUUCGUAACUGUGCAAGUCUGCAACAAACAUGCCCAGUGCGAUUCACAGUCCUACACAGUGAACUUUAACCUUCAUUUCGAGGACGAUUUAAAGUGGUUGUUAGCCUUGCCAUUUUUGUUUCUUUGUGUGUUUGUGUUGUGGGCUUUUCGUGAUGUAAGUGCAGACUCUUCUUUACCUGUAGCAGCCUCAGAUAGCAGGAAGCUUUUGUAAUUAUAAUUGUCUUAUAGCUAUAUCUUAAUAUUCUUGCUCUGUAAACCUCUUUUUGUACAUUGUAAAUCUAACAAAAGUUCUGCAGUUGUCAA
Halichondria panicea is the source of this 2336-nucleotide messenger RNA. RefSeq lists its product as uncharacterized. Lineage: Eukaryota; Metazoa; Porifera; Demospongiae; Suberitida; Halichondriidae. Gene Ontology annotation, molecular function: protein binding. The coding region runs from base 82 to 2244 and encodes 720 amino acids. The record is from RefSeq and is a predicted model, not a curated record. The transcript is spliced from 4 exons.